AUGGCUGGUCGUGGUCGUGGUAAAACCAGCGGUACAUUAACUCAAGAGCAAUUGCAAUCGUUAGGGGUCACGAGUAAAGAAAUUCAGGCCGUUACAUCGGCAGCUCCACCGCCGUUAUAUCCUCCACUGCUGUCGAAACCUGUACCGUUGGAGUCGAACGCUGAUCGAAGCUAUAAAAUCCUAUGGAAAGAAGAUUUCAUCUCGUAUUUGCGAGAAUCAACGUACUACACAACGAAGAAAAGUUCUAAAAUAACUGUCCAGCGCUAUUGUGAUAAAGUCAUUAAUGUUAUAGAGAACGAUCCAAAAACAAAACGGGAAGGAGAUUUUCUGUGGAAAUUAAUGCCUGCCGAGCUGAAACCUAGUUUCAAACGGUCGAAGGUGGCGUCCGGACCAACGAAGGAGAAGCGAAUGCGUAGCGCGGAUGAUAUUGAUGCUAAGCUCAAAGCACUUGAGCAGAAAGAAUCAUCCGGCGACAAUGCCGAUGUGGUUAAGAAGGAGAAAAGUGAUUCUGAAGAUGAAAAAGAUGGCGAGGAUCAGGAGGAGGAAAUGAUCGACGAGGAGAUGGACGACGACAAUGAUUAUGGAAAUAACUAUUUCGAUAAUGGCGAGGCAUAUAACGACGAGGACGACAAUCUAGACGAUGGACCAGUUUAUUAA
Anopheles marshallii is the source of this 657-nucleotide messenger RNA. It is a transcript of the gene Polr3G, whose product is annotated as DNA-directed RNA polymerase III subunit RPC7-like. The transcript has 3 exons. The record is from RefSeq and is a predicted model, not a curated record. Bases 1 to 657 code for a protein of 218 amino acids. Gene Ontology annotation, biological process: transcription by RNA polymerase III. Gene Ontology annotation, cellular component: RNA polymerase III complex. NCBI's taxonomy places the organism in Eukaryota, Metazoa, Arthropoda, Insecta, Diptera, Culicidae.